Molecule: messenger RNA, 438 nt
Organism: Orycteropus afer afer
Lineage: Eukaryota; Metazoa; Chordata; Mammalia; Tubulidentata; Orycteropodidae
Gene: BIRC5
Product: baculoviral IAP repeat containing 5
Source: RefSeq, a predicted model, not a curated record
GGUGGCGAGAUGGGCGCGCCGUCGUUGCCCCCGGCCUGGCAGCUCUACCUCAAGGACCACCGCAUCUCUACGUUCAAGAACUGGCCCUUCUUGGAGGGCUGUGCCUGCACCCCCGAGCGGAUGGCCGAGGCCGGCUUCAUCCACUGCCCGACGGAGAACGAGCCCGACCUGGCGCAGUGUUUCUUCUGCUUCAAGGAGCUGGAGGGCUGGGAGCCCGAUGACGACCCCGUAGAAGAACAUAAAAAGCAUUCAUCCGCUUGUGCUUUCCUUUCUGUCAAGAAGCAGUUUGAAGAGUUAACUCUCAGUGAAUUUUUGAAACUGGACAAAGAGCGAGCCAAGAACAAAAUUGCAAAGGAGACCAACAAUAAGCAGAAAGAGUUUGAAGAAACUGCCAAGAAGGUGCGUUCCGCCAUCGAGCAGCUGGCCGCCCUGGAGUGA